Ilyonectria robusta is the source of this 786-nucleotide messenger RNA. RefSeq lists its product as uncharacterized. The transcript has a single exon. The record is from RefSeq and is a predicted model, not a curated record. Lineage: Eukaryota; Fungi; Ascomycota; Sordariomycetes; Hypocreales; Nectriaceae. The annotation marks the transcript as partial.
GACAAUUCGGCAAAUCCGUCCGCCAUCCGUAUUCGUGACAACCAGCGUCGCUCGCGUGCCCGUCACAAGGAAUACGUCGAGGGCUUGCAGGCGAAGCUCCAGGACUAUGAGCGGCGUGGCGUCGAGGCCACACUGGAAAUGCAGCAGGCGGCCCGCAACGUCGCCCUCGAGAACUCGCGGCUGAGAAUGCUCCUCGGCUACCACGGCGUCGCCACAGAAGAAGUCGACAAGUUCCUGCAGGCUUUCCCCGACCAACCCGCCACCGAAGCAGCAAAAGCCACCAUUUCUCAGGCUGCCGCCGGCCUGCCACUCAUUGCAUCUGCACCACCCAAGAUCCCACUCCAACCGCUGUCGAGGUCAUCGUCCACAAGUCGUGCCAAUCCAAAGUAUAUCGCGCCACUGGUCGCCAAGGAGAGCAGCACGAGGGAGGUAUUGGAUGCCAUCGUGGGGAUCAAGAGAGAGACGCGGAUGUCGGACGCCUCAAGCUCCGGCCUCCCACAACCCGCUCUCCCAGAGCAGCGACAAUCUCUGCUUCAACCUCGACCACCCGGCCCGACUCUGCCGGCUCUGCCAGCACUCAUUCUUGGGCAGACAAGGCCCGAUCCUAACCACGUUGACAGACUUUCGGUACUGGCGAGUGCGAGCAUGCAAGACUCUGGAGACGGCAAGCAUCGUCGGGUCCCGUCGGGUGUAGAUAGCCUCCACGUUCCCAGUCCUCCAACCAUGGGACAAAGCCCACCUUCUUCAAAUGCCGGGACUCCUAGCCGUCUAAAUUCUGCCUCCCCG